UGUUUGCUCAGACGAGCAGAAUGUUUUGAGCGGAGCGAGCGCAGGUGGUGGAGAGCGUGCGGGGGGUCGUCGCGCAUGGGCAGACGGUGCCCGCUCCUGGGUCACCCUGACUUCUUCCUCCGGAGACCUAGGCUGCGCGGCUACGCCGCGUUUGAACCGGAAGCGGGAAUAGCGGGUGUCACCCUGGCUGGAGCCGCGGUGACCGCGGAGAAAGGCGAGUGGAGCGAGAUUUAAGCUGCAGCCGCUUCAGCUGCCGCGUUGGGAAAUAGCACUCUGGCUGUUCGGUGCAGCUGUAGGGGCGAGGCGAGCAGACAGUGGCUUGUGCGUGGGGGGAUUUGAGACAUCCGAGCCAUUCGGUUCCAGCCCCCUGAUCGCCGGUCUCACCUGCUGCACCCUAGUGGCCCAUUUCUCCACGCCGCACUUUCUCCCGCAGUCUCUGCGAUCCCGUAGCGGACUUACUAGCCUGGACUGUUCUUCCAAAUGCCGCGUUGAAUCUUCAUAUUUGAUCCACGAGCAUCUGUUGAAGUUUAAACUGGAUUGGCGUGCGUAGGAGCACCGACUGUGAAAUUAACUUUUGCUGGAGCUGUAAUUCUGGCUGUCGUCUAUGCAACUGGGCUGUACUGUCUCUCCUGCAAUAAUUCUGGCCCGUCGUGAGCACUCAAGAGCGUUCGCUGCUGUUCUUGCCAGUAAUUCAUCUUUGAGAAACGGAAGAGAAAAACAGAAAGAAGCCAGCAGAAAAACCACAGCUUUAUAAAAGAAAAGUUGAGGGCCACAUCUUCCUGGAAGUGUCACAUGUGAUGUGUUUUCUGAGGUUCUGAACCAUGAGUCUAGCACUUAACGAUCUGCUUAUUUGCUGUCGUCACCUGGAACACGAUAGAGCUACAGAACGAAGGAAAGAAGUUGAGAAAUUUAAGCGUCUUAUCCGGGAUCCUGAAACUGUUCAACAUUUAGAUCGGCAUUCAGAUUCCAAACAAGGGAAAUACUUGAAUUGGGAUGCUGUUUUUAGAUUUUUACAGAAAUAUGUUCAAAAAGAAACAGAAUGUCUGAGAACAGCAAAACCAGGUGUAUCAGCCUCAGCACAAGCCACCAGGCAGAAAAAGAUGCAAGAAAUCAGUAGUUUGGUCAAAUACUUCAUCAAGUGUGCAAAUAAAAGAGCACCCAGACUGAAAUGUCAAGAACUCUUAAAUUAUAUCAUGGAUACAGUGAGAGAUUCGUUUAACGGUAAUGUUUAUGGGGCUGACUGCAGCACUAUACUACUCAAGGAUAUUCUCUCAGUGAGAAAAUACUGGUGUGAAAUAUCUCAACAGCAGUGGCUAGAGUUGUUCUCUGUGUACUUCAAUCUGUACCUUAAACCAGCGCAAGACAUUAAUAGAGUUUUAGUGGCUAGAAUAAUUCAUGCUGUGACCAGAGGGUGCUGUUCGCAAACUGAUGGAUUAAGUUCCAGAUUGUUGGAUUUCUUUUCCAAAGCUAUUCAUCAUGCAAGACAAGAGAAGAGCUCUGCAGGUCUGAACCACAUCUUAGCAGCGUUCAUUAUCUUCCUCAAGACAUUGGCCGUGAACUUUCGAAUUCGCGUGUGUCAGUUAGGAGAUGAAGUUCUUCCUACCUUGCUUUAUAUUUGGACUCAACACAGGCUUAAUGAUUCCUUAAAAGAAGUGAUUAUUGAAUUAUUUCAGCUGCAAAUUUAUAUCCGUCAUCCAAAGGGAGCUAAAACCCAAGAGAAAGGUGCUUAUGAAUCAAGUAAAUGGAAAAGUAUCUUAUACAACAUGUAUGAGUUGCUGAUUAAUGAGAUAAGUCACAUAGGAAGCAGAGGGAAAUACUCUUCAGGCUCCCGUAAUGUUGCCGUCAAGGAAAACUUGAUUGAGCUGAUGGCAGACAUUUGUCAUCAGGUUUUUAAUGAAGACACCAGAUCUUUGGAGAUUUCUCAGUCUUACACUGUCACACAAAGAGAACUUAAUGAUUACAGUGCACCUUGCAAAAGGAGGAAAAUAGCGUUAAGCUGGGACGUCAUAAAAGAUCAUCUUCAGAAGUCACAGAAUGACUUUGAUCUUGUGCCUUGGUUACAGAUCGCAACCCAAUUAAUAUCCAAGUAUCCUUCCAGUUUACCCAACUAUGAGUUGUCCCCAUUACUGACGACACUGUGCCAGCUUCUGCCUCAGCAGCGCCGCGGGGAGCGCACGUCAUACGUGUUACGGUGCCUCGUGGAGCUUGCAUCGUGUCAAGGCAUGAAAUCCGACCUGGAAAGCUCACAGAAGUCAGAUUUAUUGAAACUCUGGACUAAAAUUUGGUCUAUUACCUUUCGUGGUAUAAGUUCUGAACGAAUACAAGCUGAAAACUUUGGCUUACUUGGAGCUAUAAUUCAGGGUGGUUUAAUUGAGGUUGAUAGAGAAUUCUGGAAGUUAUUUACUGGGUCAGCCUGCAGACCUUCAUGUGAACGACACCAAAAAGACGCUGAGGAGCCUUCAUUCUCAGAAAUUGAAGAACUGUUUCUUCAGACAACAUUUGACAAGAUGGAUUUCUUAAGCAUUGUGAAGGAAUGUCCUGUCGAAAAGCACCAGGCCAGUGUAGGCAUUUCUGUUCACCAGAACCUCAAGGAGUCACUGGAUCGUUAUCUUCUGGGAUUAUCAGAACAGCUUCUAAAUAACUACUCAUGUGAGAGAAAACAGUAUUUGCCAAGAGUAACUUAUUUUUUUGUUUGCUUAUGUUUUUGUUUGUCUUCAUUACAGCCCAGUCCCAGAAAGAUUGCAUCUGGAUUUUUCCUGAGAUUGUUGACAUCAAAGCUCAUGAAUGAUAUUGCCGAUAUUUGUAGAAGUUUAGCAUCCUUUACCAGAAAGCCGUUUGACUGUGGAGAAGUAGAACCCCUGGAAGAUGAUGCUGACCCAAGUGUGAUGGAGGAGGAGGACCAGUCAUCCAUGAACCUGUUCAGCGAUAACCCUGCCGAUACUGUUAGCGAUGCUAACGCGUCUGGAGAGGGCCAGAGCACUAUCGGUGCCAUGAAUCCUUUAGCUGAAGAACAUCUGUCAAAGCAAGACCUACUUUUCCUUGACAUGCUCAGGUUCCUGUGUGUGUGCGUAACCACUGCUCAGACCAAUACUGUGUCGUUCAGAGCGGCUGAUAUUCGGAGGAAGUUGUUAAUGUUAAUUGACUGUAGCAUGCUAGACCCUGCUAAAUCCCUCCAUCUACACAUGUAUCUAGUGCUUUUAAAGGAACUUCCUGGAGAAGAACAUCCUUUGCCAAUGGAAGAGGUUGUUGAACUCCUAAAGCCACUAUCCAAUGUGUGUUCUUUGUAUCGCCGCGACCAGGAUGUUUGUAAAACCAUUUUAAACCACGUCGUUCACAUAGUGACGAACCUGUGUCAAGGCAGUAUGGACGCUGAAAACACAAGGGAUGCGCAAGGGCAGUUUCUCACAGUGAUUGGAGCAUUUUGGCACUUAGCGAAGGAGGGGAAAUGUACAUUCUCUGUAAGAAUGGCGCUGGUAAAAUGCCUUAAAACUUUGCUUGAGGCUGAUCCGUACUCAAAAUGGGCUAUUCUUAAUGCAAUGGGCGAAGAGUUUCCUGUGAACAAAGUGUUUCCACAUUUUCUUGCUGAUAAUCAUCAUCAAGUUAGCAUGCUGGCUGCAGAGUCCAUCAAUAGAUUAUUCCAGGAUGUGAAACACGGAGGUUCUGCCACAUUAUUGAAAGCCCUUCCUUUGACGCUUCAGCAAACAGCUUUUGAAAAUGUAUACUCGAAAGCCCAGGAAGGAGUGAGAGAAGUGGCCCACAGAGCUGCAGACGCUGAACUUGUGGACGAGGUCCGUAACAGAAAAUCUGUCCUGCUGCUGACGGUAGCUGUGGUUUUAUGCUGCAGCCCCGUCUGUGAGAAACAGGCUUUGUUUGCCCUGUGCAAGGCUGUGAACGAGAGCGGAUUAGAACCUCAGCUCAUUAAAAAGGUUUUAGAGAAAGUUUCUGAAACCUUUGGGUACAGACUUUUAGAAGACUUCAUGGCUUCUCAUUUGGACUAUCUGGUUUUGGAAUGGCUGAAUCUUCAAGAUACUGAACACAGCUUAUGCUCUUUUCCUUUUAUUUUACUAAACUACACGAACGUUGAGGAUUUCUAUAGAUCUUGUUACAAGGUCUUGAUCCCACAUCUGGUGAUGAGAAGUCGUUUUGACGAGGUGAAGUCCAUUGCUAAUCAGAUUCAAGAGGACUGGAAAACUCUUUUAACACACUGCUUUCCAAAAAUUCUUGUAAAUAUUCUUCCUUACUUUGCCUAUGAGGGCACAGGGGACAGUGAGAUGGCGCAGCAGAGAGAGACAGCUACCAAAGUCUAUGAUGUGCUCAAGGACGAAAACUUGCUAGGAAAACAGAUUGAUCACUUAUUCCUUAGUAAUUUACCAGAGAUUGUUGUGGAGUUACUGAUGACGUUACAUGAACCAGCAACUUCUGGUGCCGGCCAAAGCAUUGACGUCGGUGACUUUUCAGGGGAUUUGGACCCUGCUCCUAACCCACCUCAUUUCCCAUCACACGUGAUCAAAGCGACGUUUGCCUAUAUCAGUAACUGCCAUAAAACCAAGCUUAAAAGCAUCUUAGAAAUUCUUUCCAAAAGCCCUGAUUCCUAUCAGAAAAUCCUUCUAGCCAUAUGUGAGCAAGCCGCUGAGACAAACAAUGUUUAUAAAAAGCACAGGAUUCUGAAAAUAUAUCACCUGUUUGUUAGUUUACUACUGAAAGAUAUAAAAAGUGCCUUAGGAGGGGCGUGGGCCUUUGUCCUUCGAGACGUGAUUUACACUUUGAUUCAUUAUAUCAACAAAAGGCCUUCCCGUUUCAUGGAUGUGUCGUUACGCAGCUUCUCCCUGUGCUGUGACCUGUUAAGCCGGGUUUGCCACACAGCAGUCACUUACUGCAAGGAUGCUCUAGAAAAUCAUCUCCAUGUCAUUGUCGGCACACUCAUACCCCUUGUGGAUGACCAGAUGGAGGUUCAGAAACAGGUAUUGGAGUUAUUGAAAUACUUAGUGAUAGAUAACAAGGAUAAUGAAAACCUCUAUAUGACAAUUAAACUCUUAGAUCCUUUCCCUGACCAUGAUGUCUUUAAGGAUUUGCGUCUUACUCAGCAGAAAAUUAAAUACAGUAAAGGACCCUUUUCACUUUUGGAGGAAAUCAAUCACUUCCUCUCUGUGGGUGUGUACGAUGCUCUUCCUCUGACGAGGCUCCAAGGGCUGCGGGACCUCCGCAGGCAGCUGGCCCGGCACCGAGACGAGAUGACGGACCUCGUGCCGGCCUCGCAGGAAAACCCACAAGAUGGCGUCAUGGUGAAGCUCAUCGUCAGCUUGUUGCAGUUGUGCAAGAUGGCGGUGGGCCGCACCGGGGAAAGACAAGUUUUAGAGGCCGUUGGAGGCUGCCUGGGAGAAGUGGGCCCGGUUGGCCUCUCCGCGAUAGCUGUGCAGCACAGCGGAGACGCACCUCGCGCCGGGGCCCUGCAGUUCUUUGAGGCCGAAGAUGAAGAACUUCAGUGGACCUUCCUAACGCUGACCUACCUGAGUAAUACGCUGGUAGAAGAUUGCGUCAAAGUGCGGUCAGCUGCCGUUACCUGUUUGAAAAGCAUUUUAGCCACAAAGACCGGACACACUUUCUGGGAGAUUUAUAAGACGACGGCCGAUCCCAUGCUGAUCUAUCUGCAGCCUUUCAGAACGUCGAGAAAAAAGUUUUUAGAAGUACCCAGACUGGAGAAAGAAAAUCCUUUAGAAGGCCUGGACGACACGAGCCUGUGGACUCCUCAAAGUGGAAAUCAUGACAGUUGGAUAAAGAGGCUGACUUGUGCUUUUUUGGACAGCGGAGGCACAAAGAGUGAAGUUCUUCAAUUAUUAAAGCCAAUGUGUGAAGUGAAAACUGACUUUUGUCAGACUCUGCUUCCAUACUUGAUUCAUGAUAUUUUACUCCAAGAUACAGACAAAUUGUGGAGAAAUCUGCUGUCUACACACAUUCAGGGAUUUUUCACUAACUGUUUCAAACCCUCCUCACAAAUGAGCCGAUCCACAACCCCUGCAAGUUUGGACUCAGACUCCGAGCACUUUUCCCGGUGCUGUGUGGAUAAAAAAUCCCAGAGGACCAUGCUCGCCGUUGUGGACUACAUGAGGAGACAGAGGAGACCUUCCUUAGGAACCGUUUUUGAUGAUGCUUUCUGGCUGGAGUUGAAUUAUCUGGAGGUUGCUAAGGUCGCUCAGUCGUGCGCUGCACACUUUACAGCAUUGCUCUACGCAGAAAUUUAUGCAGAUAAGAAAAGCAUGGAUGACCAGGAGAAAAGAAGUCUUACAUUUGAAGAAGCAAGCCAAAAUACAACGAUUUCUAGUUUGAGUGAAAAAAGUAAAGAAGAAACCGGAAUAAGCUUACAGGACCUGCUCCUCGAGAUCUACCGGAGCAUCGGGGAGCCGGACAGCCUGUACGGCUGCGGCGGGGGGAAGAUGCUGCAGCCCCUGACCCGGCUGUGGACGUAUGAGCAUGAAGCCAUGUGGGGGAAAGCCUUGGUGACGUAUGACCUGGAGACGGCCAUCUCCUCGCCCACCCGGCAGGCAGGAAUCAUCCAGGCCUUGCAGAAUUUGGGACUCUGCCAUAUCCUUUCCGUCUAUUUGAGAGGACUAGAUCUGGAAAAUGCAGAGCGGUGCGCCGAGCUGCGGGAGCUCUGCUUCCAGGCCGCGUGGAGGAACACGCAGUGGGACCACUGUGUCUCCGCCAGCAAAGGAAUGGAAGGAACCAAUUACCAUGAAUCCAUAUACAAUGCUCUCCAGUCUCUAAGAGAUAGAGAAUUCUCCACAUUUUAUGAAAGUCUCAAAUAUGCCAGGGUGAGAGAAGUGGAGGAGCUGUGUAGGGGCAGCCUCGAGUCCGUGUACUCGCUCUACCCCACCCUCAGCAGGCUGCAGGCCAUCUCUUGGUAACAUGGCUUCUGUGAUGUUGCUUUCAGACCGGUCCCGGAUCAGCAUCCCUCUGAAGUGCACGCUAAGUGGCGGAAACACUCCCAGCUUCUCAAGGACAGUGACUUCAGUUUUCAGGAGCCCAUCAUGGCUCUGCGCACAGUCAUCUUGGAGCUCUUGAUAGAAAAGGAAAUGGACGACUCCCAGAGAGAAUGUUUUAAGGAUAUUCUCACCAAGCACCUUGUGGAAUUCUCCGUACUAGCCCGAACUUUUAAGAACACUCAGCUCCCUGAACGGGCAAUAUUUCACAUCAAACAGUACAACCCAGCCGGUCGAGGAGUCUCCGAGUGGCAGCUGGAGGAGGCGCAGGUGUUCUGGGCAAGAAAGGAACAGAGUCUCGCCCUAAGUGUCCUCAAGCAGAUGAUCAAGAAGCUGGACGCCAGCGGUGCAGAGGAUGAUCCCGGCCUGAGACUCCUGUACGCAGAAUGUCUGCGGGUCUGCGGCACCUGGCUGGCGGAAACGUGCUUGGAGAACCCUGCGGUCAUCAUGCAGACCUACCUGGACAAGGCAGUGGAAGUUGCCAGAAAUUAUGAUGGAGAGAGCAGUGAUGAACUUAGAAAUGGAAAAAUGAAGGCAUUUCUCUCAUUAGCACGGUUCUCGGAUACGCAGUACCAGAGAAUUGAAAACUACAUGAAGUCUUCGGAAUUUGAGAACAAGCAAGCUCUCCUUAAAAGAGCCAAAGAGGAAGUGGGUCUUCUUAGGGAACAUAAAAUUCAGACCACCAGGUACACGAUCAAGGUGCAGCGAGAGCUGGAGCUGGAUGAGUGUGCGCUCCGCGCCCUGAGGGAGGACCGGAAGCGCUUCUUGUGUAAAGCAGUUGAAAACUACAUCAGUUGCUUGCUGAGCGGAGAGGGACAUGAUAUGUGGAUAUUCCGGCUUUGUUCUCUCUGGCUUGAAAAUUCUGGAGUUGCUGAAGUCAAUGGCAUGAUGAAGAGCAAGGGAAUGAAGAUUCCAUCCUACAAAUUCCUGCCUCUUAUGUACCAGCUGGCUGCUAGAAUGGGGACCAAAAUGAUGGGGGGCCUAGGAUUCCACGAAGUCCUCAAUAACCUUAUCUCUAGAACUGCGAUGGACCAUCCCCAUCACACCUUGUUUAUUAUACUGGCCUUAGCAAAUGCAAACAAAGACGAAUUUUUGACCAAACCCGAGGCGGCAAGGAGGAGCAGAAUAAGUAAAAACGCACCUAAACAAAGCUCUCAGCUUGAUGAGGAUCGAAUCGAGGCUGCAAACAGAAUAAUAUGUACUAUCAGAAGUAGGAGACCUCAUAUGGUCAGAAGUGUGGAGGCACUUUGUGAUGCUUACAUCAUAUUAGCAAACUUAGAUGCCACUCAGUGGAGGACACAGAGAAAAGGCAUAAAUAUCCCAGCAGACCAGCCAAUUACUAAGCUGAAGAAUUUAGAAGAUGUUGUUGUCCCAACUAUGGAAAUUAAGGUGGACCCUACAGGAGAAUAUGGAAAUCUGGUGACAAUACAGUCAUUUAAGGCAGAAUUUCGUUUAGCAGGCGGUUUAAACUUACCUAAAAUAAUCGACUGUCUGGGCUCUGAUGGGAAGGAGAGGAGACAGCUUGUCAAGGGCCGUGACGACCUGAGACAAGACGCCGUGAUGCAGCAGGUCUUCCAGAUGUGCAACACGCUGCUGCAGAGAAACACAGAGACCAGGAAGAGGAAGCUGACCAUCUGCACGUACAAGGUGGUCCCCCUUUCUCAGCGGAGUGGCGUCCUCGAGUGGUGCACGGGCACCGUCCCCAUCGGUGAAUUUCUUGUCAACAACGAGAGCGGCGCUCAUAAGAGAUACAGGCCGAAGGAUCUCAGCGCCCUCCAGUGCCAAAAGAAAAUGACGGAUGUACAAAAGAAGUCUUUUGAAGAGAAAUAUAAAACCUUCAUGGAUAUCUGCCAAAAUUUUCAACCAGUUUUCCGUUACUUCUGCAUGGAAAAAUUCUUGGACCCGGCUGUCUGGUUCGAGAAACGACUGGCUUAUACCCGCAGCGUGGCUACCUCUUCCAUCGUCGGUUACAUCCUCGGACUUGGUGACAGACACGUACAGAACAUCCUGAUAAACGAGCAGUCCGCCGAGCUGGUUCACAUAGAUUUAGGAGUCGCUUUUGAACAAGGUAAAAUCCUCCCUACUCCGGAGACGGUGCCUUUCCGACUCACCAGGGACAUUGUGGAUGGGAUGGGCAUCACUGGUGUUGAAGGCGUCUUCAGAAGAUGCUGCGAGAAAACGAUGGAGGUCAUGAGGAGCUCUCAGGAAGCCCUGUUAACCAUCGUGGAGGUCCUCCUGUACGACCCCCUCUUCGACUGGACCAUGAAUCCUUUGAAGGCUCUGUAUUUACAGCAGAGGCCGGAGGACGACACAGAGCUCCACGCCACUCCCAGCGCGGACGACCAGGAGUGCAGACGCGGUCUCGGUGACAUCGACCAGAGUUUGAACAAAGUGGCCGAACGCGUCCUGAUGCGGCUCCAAGAGAAACUGAAAGGGGUGGAGGAAGGAACGGUGCUGAGCGUCGGGGGGCAGGUGAACCUGCUCAUACAGCAGGCCAUGGACCCCAAGAACCUCAGCCGGCUCUUCCCGGGCUGGAAGGCGUGGGUGUGAGGGGUCGCGCCUCCCCCGCAGUUCAGCCGUAGGCGUGACCUUGCGGCUUCAUCUGUGACCCGGCCGCGCACUUGGAAUAGGUAUUAACAUACAACUCCAUGAACUGUUUACUGUGUUUUUAAAAAAAUGUUUAACACUUGCCUCGGUCACCUGAAGAUGCCUCCACAACCUCUCCUCUCACUUUUAGAAGUGUCAUUCAUGCUCUACUUCUGCGCUGAACAUGCAUUUGUUCUUCCCGAGUGCAUACUCGUGUCGUCUGCAGUAGAAUCACUGACUUCCGCUUCCGCUCAAGGGCAGGGACAUAACUGACAGUGAAUUACAGGAAGUAAGCGGCUAGGUUUGAGGUAGCUUUUAAUUACAACUUGUUUCCCAGGUAUCAUGUAUGAAUAAGUUAUUUGAUAAUUUAUAAAUGGAAGAAAAAAACUUUAAAAUUGUGACCAUUUGUAUAUCAUGGUAAAGCUACAUUAAAAUAAGCAACGUUGAGGGGCAUCUGGGUGGCUCAGUCAGUUAAGCGUUUGCUUCCACUGGGUUAUGAUCACAAAGCUCAUGGGUUUGAGCUCUGUGUUGGGCUCUGUCCUGACAGCUCAGAGCCUGGAGCCUGCUUCGGAUUCUGUGUCU
Suricata suricatta (meerkat) is the source of this 10145-nucleotide messenger RNA. RefSeq names its product ATM serine/threonine kinase (gene ATM). Gene Ontology annotation, molecular function: protein serine/threonine kinase activity; protein binding. The transcript is spliced from 61 exons. Gene Ontology annotation, biological process: DNA repair. The record is from RefSeq and is a predicted model, not a curated record. Lineage: Eukaryota; Metazoa; Chordata; Mammalia; Carnivora; Herpestidae.